Molecule: messenger RNA, 2818 nt
Organism: Vigna radiata var. radiata (mung bean)
Lineage: Eukaryota; Viridiplantae; Streptophyta; Magnoliopsida; Fabales; Fabaceae
Exons: 4
Coding region: 1079-1543 (154 amino acids)
Source: RefSeq, a predicted model, not a curated record
AUGUGUGUGUAAGUGUGUGUUGGUAACUAGGGUUCUUUUGCAAUUGGCAUUGCUCGGUGUGGUAUUUAUGGUUUUGAGCUUUUACUUAAUGCGCAAGGAAGUGUGCGGGUGCAUUUAUGCUCUUUACCAUGUGCGGUUGUCAGAUAGAGCUGAAAUUUAGUGUUCUAUGGGGAAUGUUAUUCCGGUUUUUAAUCUGGGAACAUCAGUGAGAAACUUGAAAAUGACUAUGUUGAAGUGCAAAGUUCCGGAAAGGCUAGUAUGAGUUUCGAAUUGUAGCACUUUAAGGUUUCAUCUAAUGUGUAGAAACUCUGUAAUCAGAGAUAGGUUUGAAUUUUGUAUGCCUUAUUUUACGUUUUGUUGAAAAGAUGAUAUAGCUUAUUAUAAAAGAAUGGGAUGGUAUGACUCUAGAGUAGUUAAUGGUCUAAUAACCGAGUUUAAAUUUGCAUUGAUGAACAAAUAUUUGGCAGUAAUCUUCCUGAAAUUUGUAUUGUCUGUGUCUAUACACGAUCAUGUAGUGACUAAAUUUCUCCUUGGAGGUCUGCAUAGCUUUCUUCUGUUCUUAGUCCCAUUGAAUAUACAAAUUUAUCUCCACUGUAUGGUGAACAUGCUGGGAAGUAUUAUCUAUCAACGGGAUAAUGCUGAAAUUACGCAAAGAAUCAGCCCCCAUUAAUCCUCUAAAAUCAUCAAUGGUUUGCUGUUUGAAUUUUGAACUUUUUGGCCCUUCUCAAAAUUGAUUGUAGUUGUUUGGAACUUGAAGAAUGCUAUUUUGGCAUUAGGUCUAUUCUCUUUAGAACUCACUUGAAGCUGGAGGUGGUGGUGCAGUUUUGGUUAGGGGGCAGGGUGCCGUUUGCUCUUUACUGUCUUCCAAGUAUUCCAUGUGUUGAUUCAUUGCAAACUGUUUUCGGCAGUGAAAAUUGGUUUGAUGUCGUUCGUAUGACAGUCUUAAAUUAUUUGUUGUUCAUGUAAUAUCAGUGUAUUAUGUAAUCUGUGUGAUUGACGUUUAAGCAUCAUACACAGUUUGAAGGAAAAAAAUAUUUCGUUAGUUUUGCAACCGAACAAACUUAAGGGACUGUCCAAGAUGAAUAAUGAGAUCAAGGGUUGUCCUUCUCUGUUAGAAAUAACUUCUGAGGUUCCAGGAGUUGAAAGUCUUAAAAAUUUGUUGCUGCUUAGCAUAUCAUCUGGUUAUACAAAAUGGAAAGGAAGAGAAUGUGAGAAAAGUGGUUACAAACCCUUGUUUUCCAAGGGCUUUUCGUUUCGUACCUGGCAGUUAUGGCUAUGUAAAAUACAAAAAAUACAAAAAAUGACUGCCAGAGUUGGCAAACCAUGCUGCACUCAGUUAAUUGCUUACAGUAGUGGCACUAAUGCAAAUCAUUGGAUUGCGGUUGUGGCAUCCUGCCCCCUCCAAUGGUCAUCACAUUUCUUGUGGCCAAAAUUGUGGAAAUCAUGCUGCAUUUCAAAUCUACAGCCUGUGUUGACUGUUCCAUCGUCUUGGUUGUGUUUGUUGCUGGUGGGCCAGAGAAGCACAAUGAAUUUACAACCCUAACUCUAAAUGAAAUCAUAAUGUUUUUUUUUUCUCUCUUUUAUUUGGAUUUGGACUGUUAGUUUAAGCAUUGGUGUUUGGACGGUUAGUUUUGCCUAUUGGACCCUUAUUCAUAUUCAAGUUGUAUAUUUUAAUCAAAUUUGAAUCAAUGUUUUAGAAAUUAAAAUAAAACGCUCUUAGUUAUUGAUAGUGAAUUUGUGCUGUUGUAUGUUUUAUGUUUGUGUAGAUAAAUGUUAUUGGGAAUCUUACAAUUUGAUUUGCAAUUCAGAAAAUGUGCAUUACUUCAUGAUUUGCAUCUUGAUUCAACUACCAUGAAUGUGAAUAGUGGAAGGAGGAAUCCAAUUUCAGUACAAUUAUUACUAUUUACUACUACUACUACUACUACUACUACUACUACUACUACUACAGCUAACAAAAGCUUUUAGCCACUAUAUGGAUUUAAUGUGGUAGAACCAUGGAAGGAAAGUAGAGGGGAUGAUCCAUUCUUGACACCUUGGUCCCUGUGAAAUUAGACACACUGAGGGGAAAACGAACAGAUUAUAAUUUGACUUUGUGAACGUACAAUUUUUAUGUGCUUAAAAUCAAACAAAGUAAAAUGUGGUUGAACCAUGGAAAGAAAGUAGAGGGGAUGGUCCCUUCAUAGGACCCAUUUGACAUUGAUUAUUCAGUUCCUAUGAAAUUGGACAGAAAAAGUAGAAAACAAGCAGAUUAUUAUUUGGAUUUGUGACCACUCGAUUUUUAUGUGCAUAAAAUUGAGCAAAGUAAAAAGAAGAAACACAUUCAGUCAAUUCUUUUACUUAAGAUAAAUAAAAGAGACUAUAUAUUUGAGAGAGCUUGACCACACCUCUCUUAUGUUCAUAUAUUUAUGAUGAUAGAAUUCUGAUACAAUGAGUAGAGAGAAGAGCAAAAUUCAAAAUAGAAAUAGGUAUAGAAAUAGUUACAACUCAUGGUACAACAUCUAGCAGUUUUACAAUACAACUACUUAUGACCUAUAUUUAAUACCUAUUAAAAAACUUUUAUUCAAUUAUUUUUUUAUGGUACAAAUUGCAUAUUAACUAAAUGAUUUCUGUUCUUUUCAUUCUUUUCUCUUAGUUAGGUUCUACUACUUGUUCAUUGUUGUUCCUUGUCCUUGUAGCUGUCCAGACAGACUCUAUUAUUUUAUAUGCUGCUUCUUGCAACAUUUUGUUUUGUUGAAGAUAAAUUUGUAUUUGUUUCAGUUUCUGUUUGUUGUUUAUGCAUAAAAUAUCCCUUGUGAUGAAUCAGCAUUGUUAAAUAGCU